Gongylonema pulchrum is the source of this 273-nucleotide messenger RNA. The record is from the annotation of a GenBank genome assembly. Lineage: Eukaryota; Metazoa; Nematoda; Chromadorea; Rhabditida; Gongylonematidae.
AUGGCUUCGUCUGCUCCUGGCGCUAACCGUCAUUUAUUUAUAUUGCCGGAUACGGUUGGUGCUAAUUUUUGCUUGGAACCAAUAGCGACAGCGCUCCUGGAAAGUGAUCCACAGCUAAUCUCCCUGUGUUUGGUGUUCAUCAAUCGCCUUCUGCAGCACGCACCGAAUGAUGCGGCGCGAAUUCGAACUGACCACGAAUUGAAAGGUUGCUUUAGAUACGCGCUUUUGGCUUUUACAUUUCCUAUUUACUUCGACAUUUGGAUCAGCUCUUAG